Molecule: messenger RNA, 1793 nt
Organism: Arabidopsis arenosa
Lineage: Eukaryota; Viridiplantae; Streptophyta; Magnoliopsida; Brassicales; Brassicaceae
Source: the annotation of a GenBank genome assembly
AACAAACAUUGAAACAAAGACAAAAGAAAAUGUUGUAUCUAUUCUCUGUUGUUUUUACCUUUCUUGCACUUUUUCUCAUCCCUGGUCUCUUCAUCUCUCGACGACUAAGAGUUCCUUUGUCCUUGACAAACAUCCUAAGAUUCAUCAAAAUCACAGCUUCCAAAUACGAUGAUGAGGAAGAAAGGAACGACGACAAACGUGAUGCUAUGGGAGAGAAAGAGAAACGAGCGAGAAAUAGAAUAAUGCCAAAGCAUGUGGCGGUUAUGUUGGACGGAAACAGACGUUGGGCAGAGAAACGAGGACUAGGGACAUCGGAAGGCAACGAGGCCGGAGCCAGAAGGCUAUUGGAGAAUGCUAAGGAUUGUUUCGCAACGGGGAUAAAUACUAUCUCACUCUUUGCUUUCUCCACCGAAAAUUGGGAAAGACCCGAGGAUGAAGUUAACUGCUUGAUGGCCUUGUUUGAGAAACACUUUAGGUCUGAGAUGCCUUACUUGCAAAGAGAGAACAUCAAGAUCUCGGUUAUCGGGAACCGAGCAAAAAUCCCCGAGUCGCUUCUAGGUUUGAUAGAAGAGGUAGAGGAAGCUACAAAGAGCUACGAAGGGAAGAAUCUCAUUAUAGCAAUAGACUAUAGUGGAAGAUUUGAUAUCUUACAAGCAUGCAUAAGUCUUGCAACGAAAGUGAAAGACGGGCUGAUUCAAGUGGAGGACAUUAACGAGAAGGCGAUGGAGAAAGAGUUGUUGACAAAGUGUAGCGAAUUCCCAAACCCUGACCUGUUGAUCAGAACAAGUGGAGAGCAAAGGAUCAGUAACUUCUUCUUAUGGCAAUCUGCUUACACUGAGCUUUACUUUCCAACUGUUUUGUGGCCUGAUUUUGGCGAAGCUGAGUAUCUUGAGGCCUUGACUUGUGAUGCAAUGGGAGAGAAAGAGAAACGAGCGAGAAAUAGAAUAAUGCCAAAGCAUGUGGCGGUUAUAUUGGACGGAAACAGACGUUGGGCAGAGAAGCGAGGACUCGGGACAUCGGAAGGCCACGAGGCCGGAGCCAGAAGGCUAUUGGAGAAUGCUAAGGAUUGUUUCGCAAUGGGGACAAAUACUAUCUCACUCUUUGCUUUCUCCACCGAAAAUUGGGAAAGACCACAGGAUGAAGUUAAAUGCUUGAUGGCCUUGUUUGAGAAACACUUCAGGGCUGAGUUGCCUUUCUUCCAAAGAGAUAAGAUCAAGAUCUCGGUUAUCGGGAACCGUGCAAAAAUCCCCGAGUCGCUUCUAGGUUUGAUAGAAGAGGUAGAGGAAGCUACAAAGAGAUACGAAGGGAAGAACCUCAUUAUAGCAAUAGACUAUAGUGGAAGAUUUGACAUCUUACAAGCAUGUAAAAGUCUUGCAACGAAAGUGAAAGACGGGCUGAUUCAAGUGGAGGACAUUAACGAGAAGGCGAUGGAGAAAGAAUUGUUGACAAAGUGUAGCGAAUUCCCAAACCCUGACCUGUUGAUCAGAACAAGUGGAGAGCAAAGGAUCAGUAACUUCUUCUUAUGGCAAUCUGCUUACACUGAGCUUUACUUUCCAACUGUUUUGUGGCCUGAUUUUGGCGAAGCUGAGUAUCUUGAGGCCUUGACUUGGUAUCAACAAAGGCAGAGGCGAUUCGGUCGACGAGUUUAAAUUUUUGAAUCUCACUAAUCAAAUGUUCAAAUGAUGCAAUAGUACUUAGUGGUACUAUUGUUUCAUGGGACCUAAAUAUUUGUGUUUGCUUAGAAAUGCUUCUUGAUCUUCUUUUUUUAGUUUCAAUAAAAUUCAUAAUAGAAA